Messenger RNA from Brassica oleracea var. oleracea, 1864 nucleotides. Its product is annotated as TOM1-like protein 2. The coding region runs from base 297 to 1598 and encodes 433 amino acids. Lineage: Eukaryota; Viridiplantae; Streptophyta; Magnoliopsida; Brassicales; Brassicaceae. The record is from RefSeq and is a predicted model, not a curated record. Gene Ontology annotation, molecular function: phosphatidylinositol binding; ubiquitin binding. The transcript has 11 exons. Gene Ontology annotation, biological process: protein transport to vacuole involved in ubiquitin-dependent protein catabolic process via the multivesicular body sorting pathway.
UUAAGGAAUUAAAUCUUUUAUUCUGAUUUAAUUCUGUGAAGACAACGCGCAAAAAGGCUUCUCUCGUCUUUAUUCUUUUGAAGUCUCUGUGAAAUGCUCAAAGGUGAUUAGGGUUUAUCGGCUCUUUCUUUCUUAUCCUCUCCGUUAUCGAAAUGUGUCCUCGACAGCUUGUGUGAUCAAUCUAUCUUUUUUGUCUUAUUAUGUUUCUUCGUGAUCGGGUUCGUGUCUGUUUCGCAUGUGUUGGUGACUUGGUGCAGAGAGAGAGAGAGACACUUAGAAUUGGGAUAUAACCAAAAAUGGCUGCGGAGCUUGUUAGUUCUGCAACAAGUGAAAAGCUUGCUGAAAUGGAUUGGACCAAAAACAUUGAGAUCUGUGAACUAGCUGCUCGUGAUGAAAGGCAAGCAAAAGAUGUUAUCAAGGCUAUCAAAAAACGCUUGGGGAGCAAGAACCCAAAUACUCAAUUAUAUGCUGUUCAGUUGCUGGAGAUGUUGAUGAACAACAUUGGAGAGACUAUUCAUAAGCUGGUUAUAGACACAGGUGUCCUCCCUACACUUGUGAAGAUUGUAAAGAAAAAAACGGAUUUGCCUGUAAGAGAGAGGAUAUUUCUCCUUCUUGACGCAACUCAAACCUCUCUUGGUGGCGCUUCAGGAAGAUUCCCUCAGUACUAUUCAGCAUACUAUGUUUUAGUGCACGCAGGAGUUAAGUUUCCUCAGAGGUCUAGCUCCACACCACCAGUUGUGGUCACUGCACAAACGGUUCCAAGAAGUACGCUCAAUGAACAACUUGCAUCCGCUAGAAAAGAGAGGACUACUGCUCCUGCUCAUGCUCAGCAGAGAGAAUCUCAAACUACCUCCUCUUCUUCUAGCAUUUUGCAAAAGGCUGGUGCUGCAUUAGAAGUUUUGAAGGAAGUGCUUGACGCAGUUGAUUCUCAAAAUCCUGAGGGAGCAAAGGAUGAGUUUACUCUUGAUCUUGUGGAGCAAUGCGCGUUCCAGAAGGAGCGUGUAAUGCACCUCGUCAUGACAUCAAGGGAUGAAACAGCAGUUUCUCAAGCAAUAGAAUUGAACGAGCAGCUUCAGAGGAUUCUUAACAAACAUGAAGAUUUACUCUCUGGUAGAAUCACAGUGCCAGGCAGGUCUACUACAUCUAAUGGCUACCAUUCUACCUCAAACGGUCACCAGAAACCAAGCAGCUCUAUCUCCAUUGAAGAUGAUGAUGAUGAAGAGGAGCCUGAACAGUUAUUCAGAAGAUUGAGAAAAGGGAAAGCUAGAGCAAUGCCUGAAGAUGAAGAAGAAGAGGCAUCACCUCCACCACGAGUCUUACUUGGAUCAGCGAUCCAUAGCGAGAGACUAAACCGUCCACUCAUUCGUCCUUUGCCAUCAGAGGAGUCAUCACCACGCAGUGGUGAUAGCCAUUCGCAGUCCUCCUCCUCGCCUGUUGUGAUUCCACCACCACCUGCAAAACACGUUGAGAGGCAAAAGUUUUUCAAGGAGAAGAAAGUUGAUGGUGCGUCUGGUUUGCCAGGUCAUAUGAGAGGUCUUUCUUUGCAUAGCCAAGAUGGAAGCAGCUCACGCAGUGGAAGUGUGGACUUCAGUGACUGAAACACCCCAAAAGUUCGGUCUCAUGAUAAGUAUAUGUAUUCUUUUUAACUCUUGGUCCUCUUAGGUUUGUUAAUUUACAGAGAAAGUUUGUGUUGUGUGUGUCUCUAGUAUUGUGAAAUUAAAAUAUAGCACAUGAGAUGAAAUAUGAUUAUUUAUACUAGUAAAGGUACUUGUUUUCACUUUGUUGAAGCAUGAGCUAUAUGCUAUUUAGAGUGGUUUGCUGUUCCUGUUUGUGUAAUGAAGCUAAAUGUGGAAAAUGCUAUUCA